AUGCAAGUGUUCCUUCUGAGCGGCAGCUCCGUGACAGUGAAUGUGGCACAGGGCCUGGAGGCAGCCAAGAGGCAAGUUGCCAAGGAGCUGGGCAUCCUGCCGGCGGGGGUGCGCAUCCUCUGCGAAGGUGAAGCGCUCACGAAGCUGGAAGAGGGCUGCGGGCCUCUUUUCGCCGUUGCAGACCAAGCCCGCGUGGCCUACGCCGAGGAGUGGGCAAGGCUUGAAGCGAGCCUGGUCGGCCUUCGUCGCGUGCAAGCCACCGAGCCGGUUCUCCGCGCGCGCGUCGCGGAGCUCUCCGAGGAGCUUGGCGUGCGGCGCUAUGAUUUCGAGAAGGAGUCAUGGAAACUUGAGAGGAUGCUGGAACAAGAGACCAUGCCGCUAAGGGAGGAGAAGGCGCUGGUGUCACGCAUGAGCCGCUUGCGGGCUGCCAGCAAGCUUCACGGGAAGAACGAAGAACUGGAAGUGCAGCUCCAUGAGCGGAGACGUGACGCUCGGAAUGCGGUCCAGAUGCGGAAAGAGGAAAAGUUCUUAUCUGGCUUUAACGGCUAUCCGGUUAUUCCGUUGGGCUUUCUUGACUGUAAGCCCCCUUGCAUGCUCCAGGCUCUCACGAAACGGCUGGCGCUGCAAGGGCUCGAUGCCACAGAUCUCAUCGCCGAGUUCGACGAAGCGGCACAGGCAGCGCUCAUUCCGACAAGGAACAAGGACUUCUACACGGAGGAGGAAGCCCGCCUUCUCUUUGGCUGGGACUCAGAGGACUGGGGCUGGUACGCUUGGGAGCGUGAGGUGCUCCUGCGGCAGCUUCGUAACGGCAGCUUGGACGAGCACAUGGAGGCGGACUGUCCUCGCCUUGCCCGCCGGCUGCAUGAAUGUGAGGCGCCGGAAGUGGGAGCAGCGCCGCAGCCGCCCCAAGGAAGCCGCAAGCCCACGGAAGGGCCGUGCUCCAAAACCACCAGCUACUUGGCCUUGAUCCACCACCCCGACAACGUGUGCCUCUACCCGAUCAACGGCCUCCCGUCCGAGUUCCCUUGGGCGGUUUUCUCCGAACUUUUCUUCGUGGUGUUUGACAGUGAAGCUGUGCAGACGCCCCUUUUUCCAUGGCUGAUGCGCGUGGCCUGGUGGGUGCAAUCAGUGCCUGUGCAUAAGCGACGCUACUGCGGAGCCCAGCUGUUAAGCAAGCUCACGGGCCCGGCUCGACUCCUGGCGAUGAGUUGGUCUACGCUGGUGCUGGACUCCAAGGAUGGCGUGAAGGUGAUGCUACAGCGCUUGGCGAGCUCACCGUUGGUUCGGAAGUCGCUGCCGAAUGCUGCGGCAAUCUGCCAGCAGUAUUUCUCCUUCAAGCGGAACCAAGGAGAGACGAUCGGCAACUUCUUGGUGAGGGAGACCUUGGUCCACGAGGAGUUUGUGGAGGCCAUCAUCCGUCUUCAUGAAGAGAAAGAGGGCAUCAGUCAGGAGCAGCGAGACUUUGGUUUGCCCCCGGCGGAGGAAUGGGAUGAUGAGGAGUGGCAAGGCGCUUGGAGCUGGUGGGACCACGACGAGGACUACUUGGACACCGACCGCGUGGGCGAUCGAGGCGACGAUUCAGCUGAAGCCGAAGGUGAAGGAGGCGAAGCCCGUCCACGUGCUGAAGAACGACCUGACGAUCCCCAACCUCCGGGAACACCUGCCCGGGGCACGACGUCUGCAGCCCCUGGCUCGUCGCCGAGUCGCUCGGCCGGUGAGCGAACACCGGGAGGACGUCCUCGUCCCCAACAUGAAACAGAUCAAGUGAAUGCCAGCCCAGUGAAUGAGAUGACGGUGACGGACUCGUUCAUCAUGGGAGUUCUUCGUGGUUGGCGGCUCCUUCAAGCCGCCGGAUUGUCGGCAGAAGAAAAGAGGGACAUCUUGUCGGCGACCAAGAAUUCCUUGGACUACGAGGUGAUCUCCGGUGCAUUGCAGAAUCUGUGGGAUGAUCAGCUUUUGGGCCAUCGCCACCAUGGAAGCUCCGGUCACUUGAAUGCCCACCUUGCUGACCAGACGUCGAUCGAGCCGAACGAGGUCUACUACGAGGAGCUAGACGACUGGUGGUGGAACAACGCAUGGUGGAAUGAGCACUUCUACGCCGGACCUGAUCAUUGGAGUGAAGAUUGGUGGACCGGAGACUCCAACCACUGGGAGCCCGAGGCUCUACCUGUGGUUGCUGCUGAAGAGGAUCCCAAGGUUCAGGAGGCCCAGAAGGCGGAGAAGAUCGCGGAGAGCCUCGCGGUCGAAGCGCAGAGAACUUGGGCAGAUGCUCAGCGGGCCACACAGGCCCUUCGGAAGGAUCGUGGGUUCGGUGGCCCCACGAAGUGCUUCCAGUGUGGAGGCAACCAUAUGGUUCGAGAUUGCCCUGAUCGACGGCAUCCUGGCUAUGGCAUGGGUAAAGGCUAUGGCAAGAAGGGAGCCUACUACCUGCACCCCGAGGACGGCGACCACUGGCAGGAGAACUACUACAUGAACAAGAACGGCAAGCCCAAGGGCAAGGGCAAGAAGGGCAUGUGGUCCGAGGUGCAGGCCAUGUGGAAAGGACGUUCCAAGGGGAAGCCUAGCAAGGGGAAGGAUGGCUAUCGACCCGUCAACGCCUACGUCACCGACAUGUUCGUGGGUGGCCUGGAACUCACUGAGGUCCUGGAGGCGCAGACAUCGGAGGCCACCAAGCCUGAGCCCACACCGCAGAUAGGCAUGCUGGACUGCGGCGCAACUGCGUCGGCGGCUCCUGAUGCUGUUGUGCAGGGCCUGAUCCAGGCGGUGUUGUCUCACGAUCGCAAUGCGAAGAUCGAACUGGACCAAGGAGCGAGAACCUUCUCCAUCUACACGCUUCCCAACCCCUCCGAGUACUACCAGAAUGGGUUUGAGCAGUCGUCCUUGGUUCCCGUGUUGAUUGGCAUGGACUUCUUGGGUUGUAAUGGUGCCGGCAUGAUGAUUGACUUUGCCACCGGGAAUGCUAUGUUCACGUGCGAUUCCCAACCCCAGAUCUUCCCCUUGAAGGCAAAUCACAAAGGGCACUUCACCUUGGACAUCGUUCAGUAUCUAACGGAAGGGAAGAGAUGUGAUGUGGGACAGCCCCAUGUUCUUGUCCGAGCUGGAGCCAAAGCAAGCAAGCCGCUUGAAACUCACACCGUGCUGGAGCUAGGUGUUGUGUGGUUUGACUUAGCUGCUAGUGAGGAAAUCCUUCCCAUCUGCUCCGACAGCAUACUGUUGCCGCCGUCGAACCCUCAACUUCCCCUUCGCGGACUUUUCCUCAUGGCGACCAGCCGCCGCGUGACCGUGGACCCAGAGGUGGAGAGCGUGUUGGUGGCAGCGGCCAAGGCCAAGGCUGCUCAGGCGAAGACCAAGGUCAAGCCCCUAGAUCGCAACCGCGUGAUGAAGAUGGACCCCAGGGAUCCGCGCGCUCAACGCAAGCAGUGGCCGUGCAUGGGACGCCACACCGCAAGUGCCCCCCAGGCGAAUGCCCACGGCGAAUGGGUAGUGUGCUCAACGUGCAAUGUGAGGAUGCUCUACACGCCUCGAGAGGGAUCUCCAGCGCAGCACACCAUGGCGGAGAACCCUGGAAUGAUCAAGCGAAUGUUGGCCGAGCUCCAGCCCUUGAUGGGCGAUUGCAUGCCCACCGCGCAGAUCUGUCGUCACAUGCUGGCCAAGAUCAAUGCAGAGGAGGUGCUACGCAAGGCCAUCAUGGACGUCAAGAACAUGAGCACCGCGACGCCCUCGACAGCGGUGCCAACAUCACCCACGGCAACGUCAUCCGGAUGGGACGCAGUGCAAGUACCGGACGACGACGAGGAGCUGGUGACGGCCUACGAGAACGAGGCCUACGGUCUUCUCCUGACCACCACGAUGAACCUGUUGGUUGGAUUGCAUCAGCAUGAUCGUGACGGAUUGUGGGAGAUCGCUUGUGCUCCCCACAGUUGGCUGAGCAUGGCGGCGGAGGAACAUGGCAUCAAGGCCUACCGCGUGAAUCUGACCAACGGCUACGACCUGUACCAGCCGGAGACCUGGCAACAUCUUCGUGAACUACGACGGAAGCGACGUCCCAAACGGCUGUGGUUCAGUCUUCCUUGCACGAAGUGGUGUGCGUGGACGUCCGUGAACUACAACACCCCGGAGAAGAAGGUGAAGUUGGAAGCCGCGCGCAGAAAGGAACGUCGAUUGCUGUGGGAGACCAAUGCCUUCAUCAAGGAGACGAUUGAAGAAGACCCCGAGGUGAUGAUCUACUUCGAGUGGCCGUGGCCAUGUUAUGGAUGGCGACAAAUGCCCAUGGAGGACCUGGCGCAACACAUGGAAGAGGUGGGAGUGCCGUGGUUGUCAUGCAGAAUCGAUGGCUGCAACUAUGGCCUUCGCAACGAGCAGACGCAGCAGUUCAUCAAGAAGCAGUGGAUGGUCAAGACCACGGACGAGGACUUCCACAAGUACUUCCGCGCCAAGGUGUGUCCUGGAAACCAUGGACAACACUGCCACAUCGAGGGAACAGAAACCUCGAAGACUGCGUACUAUCCAUGGCGGAUGGUGCAGGCCAUUGCGCGACAUUGGCGAGAUCGCACGGCUCCUGUACGACAUGUUCACCUACUCCAAUGCCGUGAUGAACUUUCCCAUCUACCUGAUCGUGAUGACGAUGAGGAGGCGAACUUCAUCCUCCGUGAAUGGGACGAACAGGAGCCACCAACGGAUGUCGCAGAUGAGUACGAGAUGCAGAUGUGUGAGUCGGAACGGAUCAGCUUGGAGGCGCUGGCCCGGGAAGCACGACUUCGAGAACGAUUUGACAAGAACAGCUGCGAAAACAUCGUGAUGGAGGUUGCAGCGAAAGCUGCAGCAGAGACGAGGGCUAAUUCGAGAUGGCCCCAACAGCCUCCUUUCCGUAUUCUUUUGGGAGCUUACUCCCAUGGAGCCUUUUCUGGAGUGACUCGCAGUUCACUCAAAUUCCCAGAACUGAACCGUUUUCUCAAUUCAUAUCUUCGACACUGGCUUCCGGGACUUUCCUGGUCCAGUAUAUCCCUGACCGUGAACGGCAAGACCGGUCCUCAUCGAGACCACCACAACCUCAAGAACUCGACCAACUACAUCCACGGGUUGGGCAAUUUCGACAAGGGAGGAGUUUGGCUUGAGGGACAACCUCCUUGCGGCUAUACCGCCGUCAAGCGACAGUUGCCCAAUGGCUCGAUGGUGACAGGCUUUGUCGUGCCGCUCAACGGUCAGUUUGUGGCCUUUGAUCCAAGCUGCACUCACGCUACCCAAGCGUGGACAGGAUGUCGGAUAUCCAUCACUGCCUUCACCACCCGAUUGCUGCCGAGAAUGUCAACCGAGGACCUGAGCCAGCUCAAGAAGCUUUGCUUUCCGCUGGAGACCACAACAACAGAGCUACCUCGUCAUGUACUCCAAUUUCCCCUCAACGACAAGUGCUUGAUGAUGUGCCCUGCCGCAACGAACAUCAAAGAACCAGAGCAGGGAAGCAAGGAUGAAGAUGACGAAGAAGUUCCGACAGCGGCUCGCGAGCAGUGGCAGGCGCAGAUUGCAAAGUUCCACAAGGCAGCGGGCCAUCCGAUCAAUAGGAACCUGGCGAAGAUCGUGAAGGACGCUGGACAUCCCGAAUGGAAAGUGAAGGCAGCCCUUGAGCACUACUGCCCCUCUUGCGCAAGCCUCAAGGUUGGUGGAACAAGCAGUGGACAGGUACCCCCAGCGUCCACACAUGCGAUGUACGGUGCUUGGGAAGCUGUUGGCGUGGAUUCUGGCGAAUGGAUACCACCUGGUGGCAAGAAGAAAGUGAAGUUUCUCCUCUUCAUGGACCUUGCGACGAAGUUGAGAGUGGUGCAGCCGUUGUUCGUGUACGACUUCCUGGAGAUGAAAGCCGAAUCUGGGGAGGACUUUGUUCGCAGCUUCACGGACAAGUGGCUCGCCAACUUCCCAAAGCCGAAGGUGCUGGUACUGGAUGCCGCCAAGAGCUUCGUGUCUGAAGCGGUGCAUGACUACGCCAGCAAUGUGAACAUACAGCUUUCCUACGUGGCAGAAAAGGAACCAUGGGCGCAUGGCACUUUGGAAGCUGGUGUCCAGGACUUGAAGAUGACUGCGUCGGCCAUUUACUUGGAGGAUCAAGAACAGGCCUUGCAGUUGACGUUGAUCCUCGCUGCCUCGGCAUUGAAUGCAACGGAGUACACCGCUGGAUUCACCUCAUACCAGUGGGCUUUUGGCCGGGAAUACUCCCUGACGGACGAAGACGUUCGGACCUUCGAGACCGCCAACUACCAGGAUGAGUUUGUCAGGCUUGUGCAAGCGCGCCGCAAGGCGGAAGAGAUUGCGAGGAGUUCGAGGGCAAAGCGUGUGCUCUCCAAGCUUGGCAACACAACGGUGAGGCAACCUGUACGACAGUUUGCUCCCAUGGACCUGGUGAAGGUGUGGCGCAAGGUUUGGCCUCAACACCAGUUCAAGGGGCCAAGGGGAGGCUUCAAGAAAUCGGGAAGGCCCCACUGGAUAGGACCUGGCAGAGUGGUGUUCCAUGAAGUACUACCUCACCAAGAUCACUCCGAUGAUCGUCGACAUGUAGUCUGGGUCCUGGUGGGAUCACAAUUGCUGAGGUGCUCAGUGCACUCGGUGAGGCCAGUGACUGAGACGGAGCGCUUCCAGUAUGAGACCUCCGGGGAGGAUCGAUCAUCCACGUGGAGAACGCUGGCUGAUGUUCUACCUCGCCGCGAGUAUCAUGACAUUGUCGACCAGGCUCCACAAGAAGAUGAAGUGGAACUGCCGGAACUACCCAAGGCUCCGGAUUCCAGUACCUUAGUGAUGCCGACGAGAAGGGUCUCUCGAAAAACUACGAUCACGGCUUCUUCAUCCGCAGAAGGGGGUACAACCCCAGCGGCUACGUCAUCUACUACACCAACACGACCCUUGGAAGAGACCGUCAACGACUACGAGGGCUCGGAGCCAAAGAAGCAUAAAGCCGAACUCACAUGGGUGGAAGAGCUCUACACCGCAACCGAGGAGCCCCAAGACACCAUCGACAUCUUCUCGGCCUUCCAGGAAACCGAAGAGUUCAUGAAGAUUGAAUUCGAUCUUGAACCACCGCAGUCGAACCGGCAACGCAGGUUCCUGGAGCGUGAUCCCGUGAUGUACCUAGUGAAGAAGAUGAAGGAUUCAGAGGUGGUGAUGGCUCGAUUGCCUGAAGGGGAGAAGAAGUUGUUCAACCGAGCCAAAACCAAGGAAGUAUCGUCGUUCAUCCAGAAUGAGGCAGUGCGCAAGUGCUUGAACGACGAGGAGGUGCGCCGAGCGGUGGAUUCCAAGAGGAUAGUCAAGGCACGAUGGGUCCUGACAUGGAAGCUGGUGCCACCUGAAGACCAAGAAGAAGCAGUACGCGACAGUCACGAGAACCCACAGUCGGUACAUACCAGUGAUGGGUUGAAGAAGGCCAAGGCCAGGAUUGUGCUUCUUGGAUUUCAACAUCCCAGUUUGCUGGAUCCCACAUUCAAGACUGCGAGCCCUGUGCAGUCCAUGCUGGGAAGGAAUCUCCUGUAUGCUAUGGCAGCAGACUCGCAGUGGGACCUAGAAGGCUUGGACCUGGCGACGGCUUUCCUCCAGACUCAACCCACCGAGGCCGACCAGGAGUUGUGGACGACUGGUGUUCAAGAACUCAGAGAUGCCUUGGGUAUUGGGUCCGAGGGCGUGAUGCGCGUACUUCGGAACAUCUAUGGCAGCACGACGGCGCCGAGGGGGUUAUGGCUGUCAUUGCACAAGAUGUUGGUCAGCCUGGGUGCUCAGCCUGUCCUUGGAGAACGGUGCCUGUGGAUAUGGUUGUCAAAACUACACCGCGAUGGAGAACAUGCCAAGGUGAUCGGCGCCAUGGGCGGACAUGUUGAUGAUUUCCAUCGUAUUGGCGACAACUCCCCUGAAUGGCUGGAGAUUAAGGAGAAGAUCAACAAGGCCUACAAGUGGGGAAUGACCAAAACAGGAUCGUAUCGCCAUGCUGGCACCGACGUCACCACCAAGAAAGACGAGAACGGCUUCAAUAAGAUUGUGGUGGAUCAAGGCUACUACAUCGAAGGCCUCAUGGAUGUGGACAUCGAACCGGAUCGUCUACGUUCCAACGAGGUUCUCUGCAAGAAGGACAUAGAGGCUUGCAGGGCAUCUCUGGGCGCGCUACAAUGGGUGGCCGUGCAAUCGCAACCUCAAGUAUGUGCACGAUGCAAUCUGCUGUUGACCGAUCUGGUGACGCAUGGAACCAUGGAGACCGCGAGGGAGAUUCAGCAGCUGAUCUCCGAGACUCGGAACGAGCCCUUCACCUUGACGUUUCAGAAGUUUCCGAAGGCAAAGCACUGGCGUGAUGUGGUCUUCAUAUCCAUGGGCGACCAGGCUCAUGCGAAUCGGCCAAAGGGAGACUCAACGGGCGGAUUGGUGACCCUCAUCUCCGGCCCAGAGAGCGUCACUGGAUGUGUGUGCCCCAUGUCCCUGAUUGGGUGGCGAACAUGGAAACUGAAGCGGAAGGCCAUCGGGAGCAACGAUGCAGAGGUCCAGUCCAUCUUGGAGGCGGAAGACCACAAUUUCCGAGCAAGGCUCUUGUGGUCUGAACUUCAUGGUGCAGCAGGACCAGAUGCUGAACGUCCCCUGCGGCAAGAUCUCGUGGAAGUCGUGGAGAAGCAGAUCUUGGGCAUCAAGGGCAUCCUGUGCACCGACAGCAAGGGCGGUUACGAUGCGGUGGAGGUGAAUGAGAGCCCAUUGCUGGGACUGUCGAACAUGAGAGCGGCAUUGCAAGCUUUCCAACUUCGUGGAAACCUCCAACGUGCAGCCUGCGAAUUGAGAUGGCUGGCAAGCGACUACGACUUGGCGGACGCCCUCACGAAGAAGCGAGCUGAUUGCCGUGAAGGUUUGCUACAGUUCCUGAGAACAGGGCAUUGGUGUAUAAAGUACGACCCCUCAUUCACGUCUGCUAAGAAGAGCAAACGUGCUGGACGCUCUGCUGUAGGAACAGUGCAAAAGCACUUAGCGGCCCCUCUUGACGAUGCAACCUGUGAUGCUGCUGACCUUUUUUGGGGUUGGUGCAACAGGUUACUCUUGGGUCUAGGAGAGGUGGGUUGGCGAACUAGGUACACCUUCCUGUUCACUUCGGAGAUCUGCCUUCGCGUGCUCGCCACCGGCUUACGAAAGAACUUCUGCACGGACGUUUGGUAUUGGAGCUGCCUGGAUGUCUUCAUCGUCCUCAGUUCGGCUUGGGAGAUUGCCGUGGAAGCUGCCGAGUCGUCGGACCUGGCCUCUGUCGGCGGGGUGUCCAGCCUCAAGGCAUUUCGAAUCAUCCGGUUGACGCGAACCCUGAGAACGGUGCAGUUCGUUCGCAUCUUCCGCUUCGUCGUAGCUUUGCGGACUCUCUUGACAUCGAUUGUGUCCACGCUGAAAGCGCUGGUUUGGGCGUUGCUGCUCCUGGCGCUUAUCAUAUAUGUGUUCGCGGUGAUGUUCAGUCAGGCCGUAAACGACUACCUUUUGGACCCGGAGGCUCCCACACUCCCAGAGCGGGAGCAUGAGGCGUGCGUACUUUACUUUGGAUCCCUUUGGCGGACAAUGACCAGCUUGUUCAUGAGCAUCGCCGGCGGUACAAACUGGGAAGAGCUUCUCUUUCCCCUCGAGCUCAUAUCUCCGGUUUGGACAUUUGCAUUCCUGUUCUAUAUUGCUUUCACCUAUUUUGCUGUGUUGAAUGUAGUUACCGGAUUUUUCUGUCAAGGGGCGAUUGAGAGCGCUCAAAAAGACGACCAGACGCUUGUCCAGGCGAUGUUGGAUAACAAGGAGGCGCACAUGAAGCGCAUCGAGGGCCUGUUUGGCGAAAUCGGCAACUCCGGUGCGGGGAUUACCUAUGCGAACUUCAGUGAGAAGGUGCAAGAGCCUGCCGUGCGUGCAUACUUCGAAUCCCUUGGUUUGGACAUUCGCGAUGACUGGACUUUUUUUAAGCUGCUGGACGAAGACCGGGACGGCAUUGUGGCAGUUGAGGAGUUCUUCCUCGGAUGCCUCCGUUUCCGCGGCGGGGCCACAUCGAUGGACGUGGCGCAUGUAGAGCACGAUCAGAGGUGGCUCAUCUCAACCUACGCCCACUCCCAGUCGGCCCUGGAGGAAGAGCUCAACGCCAUCAAGGACGAAGUGGCCAAGGUCACGGGGCUUCUUCUUCAUCUGCAUCGACACCCGAUGCUAUCAAUCUGA
Messenger RNA from Symbiodinium natans, 10176 nucleotides. Lineage: Eukaryota; Dinophyceae; Suessiales; Symbiodiniaceae. The record is from the annotation of a GenBank genome assembly.